Molecule: messenger RNA, 840 nt
Organism: Penicillium taxi
Lineage: Eukaryota; Fungi; Ascomycota; Eurotiomycetes; Eurotiales; Aspergillaceae
Product: SDR family NAD(P)-dependent oxidoreductase
Exons: 3
Coding region: 1-840 (279 amino acids)
Molecular function (GO): oxidoreductase activity
Source: RefSeq, a predicted model, not a curated record
AUGGAUGCAAAUGAAAGCAACCAGCACUUCAAGUUGGAUUCUCUUUUCAACGUAAAGGGCAAAGUGGCCCUAGUCACGGGCGGCGGUUCUGGAAUUGGCCUAAUGGCCGCCCAAGCCCUCGCCGUCAAUGGAGCAAAAGUGUAUAUUACAGGCCGCACCAAGGAAAAGCUCGAGCGAGUCGCUCAGUUAUACAGCGCCGACAUUCCCGGGGAAAUAAUCCCCAUAACAGGGGAUGUCACUUCAAAAGAAUCAAUCGACAACCUAGUCCAAACAAUCUCUGAACGUGAGAAAUUUCUCUCAAUAUUGAUCAACAAUGCUGGAAUCUCUAGUACAGCCCAAAAAACAGAACAAUAUGACCCCAAGGAGCUCCGCAAAUCCCUCUUCGAAGGCGCAGGCGCGGAUAUGGAAGAAUGGGAUAACGUGUUCCGAACAAAUGCUUCCCAGCUGUUCUUCAUGACAACCGCUUUCCUCCCCCUACUCUCGCAGGGCUCAGAGCAGGAACAUGGUUGGUCUAGUACCGUUAUCAACAUCACGUCUAUUUCGGGUAUCGUCAAGGUCUCACAGCACCAUUUUGCGUACAAUGCAUCCAAGGCAGCGGCAAUUCAUUUGAUGAAGAUGUUGGCGCAUGAGGUCAUGUCAUCAAAUUUGAAGAUUCGGAGCGACGAGAAGCAGAAGAGUGCUAUUGCAAAGGAAAAAUAUGAAGAGAAAAUUCCAGCAGCAAGACCGGGCAAGGAGGAGGACAUGGCAAGUACUGUACUUUUUGCCGCGGUCAAUCAGUAUUUGAAUGGACAGACUAUUGUUGUUGAUGGGGGGUAUGUGCUAGCCGCUGGAACCGUUUGA